UUCAGUGGUUCAACUCCUUCCAUUUUAUAAGGGAGAUCUAGCAAUCAGUCGAAACAUAUUCAUCCAGUGGCGUUUAAACAAAUAUCCACUUUUGUAGGUUUUGGUCGAUAUAUUUGUUACUGGUAGAGGGUCAACAGCGUCUCUUCUAAUCAACUGAUUUUCUGCAUUUGUAAAAUCAAGGUAGCCGUUGAGGUCAAAGAAAUGGAAAUUUGUCAACUUAGACACUAUGUUUUCUUCUGCGUCUUGGUCAAUCAAGCCAAUGCAGCUCAGGUUUGCAGAGAAGACCAACAUGCAGUAGAACUACCAGAUGGUAAUAUCGCUUGUACAGAUUGCAUCAAAUGCCCCCCAGGAUCUGAGGUUACAAUCCCUUGCGGAACUAGGAGGACCAUCGGCACCCAAGUUGAGUGUGAGGAGUGUGCCUCUGACUACUACUCUGAUUCCUACUCGUCUGAGAGUUGUAAACCCUGUUCAACCUGUAGUCCAGAUGAAGUAACUAUAAAGCGAUGCACUAAAAUCUCAAACACUCACUGUAGUUGCAAGCCAUGCCCAGAUGGGUAUUACCAGAACCAAACUUUGUCCAAAUGCCUCCCUUGCUCAGGAUGUUGUUUGGGUGAUUUGGACGUAGUUGUCCCACAAUGUCUCAUGCAAGGGAUGCCUCGAACACAAUCGUGCAGCUACCACAAGAGAAAACCCUGUUUAGCAAAGUGUUGGUAUGAUGAGAUCACAAUUGUAAAGCAUGAUGGCAAACAGAUCUGUUUACCCUGUCCUGUUUGUUCAGACGAAUUUGGCCUCACCAAACCAUGUGGAAGUGUUGUAACUGAUGGUGCGAUACCUAAGUGUGAACUUCCGAUCUUAGGAGAAACCUUCGUCGAUCAGCAGGGUGUUCUACAGUCUUGCAAAAUUUGUUCGAUUGGUCAGAAGGUUUUAGCCAACUGUUCCACCAAAUCAAAUACCAUUUGUGGUGAGUGCAUGCCAGGGUUUUAUCUGAACGACCACUCAAAAACUUGUGAACAGUGCUUCUGGUGUUGUGGUUUUAGCGACAGUCGAAGUAUCGUGAACUGUAUAAAGGAAGGAAUGGCGUCUUCAGAGAACUCUCAGGGGCUCGCUAUUAAGCCUCAUAUUCCAUCUUUGGGCUUAAAUGAACAGUUUGGGCAGCUGCAAACUGUAGAACAAGAAAACUAUGAAGUGAACUCAAUCGAACUUGACAAGGUGACAACAUUGAUUGUAUUGAGCAUAUGCUUCUUUCUGAUUUGGGUUGCCAUUUCAGUACCAUUAUCGGAGGGCAACUAUCAGUAUCCAUUUCCAAAUGAAGAAAACAAUUGUGAGCUAAUGGAAAAGAAGGACUGUGCUGAAAUUACAGAAACUUCUUCACUUGCAGGUAGUAAGGAGGCAGAGUUGGAGUGUCCAAAACAACAUAGCCCAGGUCAUAUGGUAUUUGAAAAGACAGGAGUUGAGGUUGUUUCUCUUGAUAACAACAGGUCUACUCUUCAACACUUGCCACGUGAUUUGGUACUGCAUGCCACACCAGAAGGGCUGGAUUUACCUGGAUUACUUGAGGAUGAUGAAUUUCCACUAAGUCCAGCAUUUAUUUUUAUUUCAAGGAACCAGUUGUUGGAACCCCUUGAGCUUCAGAUACCUCAUGGUGCAAACAUGGUGCUUUCUUCAAAUAAGUGGAAAAUCAUUUUGAAGGAGUUGAAAAAUGAUGAAUGGGUAGUAAGUUAUGUGGAGGGUAGUAAGUCAUGUGGAAUAAAAGAAUUCCUCCCCAAAAGCAACCAUGUUAGCUUUAAAACAAAUUAUUUUGCAACAUUUGCAGUGGUUGGACACUGUGAAGAGCGAUCUUUACCAGUAUUCAAGAGAAUGAAGGUCAUGGCAUUUUGUAGUGACACCAGAGUUGGAGAAGACCUUGUUGUGAGAUUGUACUGUUUUGAUGACUGCGAGUGGUCAUUUGAGAAUGUUAUGAGGGAGGAGAAAAAGGAAGGAGGAAAGCCCAUGUCAUCAGUUGAAUCUCUUGAUUUUUCUGUAAUUCAUGGAGAGGAUGUAGAAAUUGGUGUGAAGGAUAUUGAUGGCUGGAAGCUAAAGAGUGGUCACCAAAUGAAAAUCAGCUAUGCAUCACUGAAGAACUCUUUCAGUACAACUCCCAGAUGCAAUCUGGUAUUUAGCUCAGCAUCCAUGGAAAAGAAAAGCAGCUUCUUUGCUACUAUUAUUUUGACUCAGGCAUCCAAUCAAACUUUGAUGUAUGCAAGCACUGCUAUUAAGGAGGAUCCAAGCUGGUAUACGAAUCAGAGCUCGAUUGCAAAUGCCAUGAAUGGAAAUCAAGUCACAAGUAUCGCAGAUAUCACUGUUGUAAAGAGUGGAAAGGGAAAAGAGAAAGAAAUUUCUGACUGCAUCAUUCAGUUGCCAGCUUUAUACUCAACCUGAACUCAACCUGAACUCAACCUGAACUCAACCUGAACUCAACCUGAACUCAACCUGAACUCAACCUGAACUCAACCUGAUAAUCAUCAGAGAUGAGGUUCCAUUGAGUGAACUUCAGCGUCCAUAGACUAGAGGCAUUAUACUGUGUAUAUUUCCUUUUGUUUUAAUUUAAUCGAUUGAGUAAGACAAAAAACCAAGAUAGAGAUCGAAUCUUUCUGACAUAUUUCACAAAAAUUUUCAAAAAGGUAAGUAAAAAGUUCACAGAUAAUUUGGUACGUUAAGGGAUCUUAACAUCUGAAAUUCUCUCACCCCUAGAUGAAACUCUUUGCCAGGUAUUAAUUCAUAUUACUUCGUUAGUAGUAGUUUAUCUUAAAAAGUGUUCAGGAUAAGGCGUUUGAAGUCCUGAAUAGAGGAUAUCAGAGGUUGUACAUCUUAAGCUAAUAAAUUUUUAAGUAAUAUGUACAAAGCAGGAGUUAUUGCCUGGUUAUUAAUGUGUAUAACGACAGAGUGUUGUUUCCUGUGAAAAACUAGUUGUGAUGAAACAUUGUGUCGAGUAGUGAACAACCAAUUUUUAAAAUGUAUUCAAUCACACAUUAAGUCAUUUACUCUCUGUCUUUCUGUGUAACUGUAGACGUUUCAACACUAAACGUUUGGCAGCUUCUUGAUUUUCUCGUGAUUGCUGCAAGAUACGUAUGAAAAUGUCUAAAAUAUUCCCUUUUCUGGGUAUCAUCAUUAGCAAGUGAUCGAUGCCAUCUGAUGGACGUGGAAAACUUCGCAGAAGUGCCUUAUCAUCGGCCGUCAAGAUAUUGUAUUGAUAAAGAUAGGCACAUAACGAUGUAAAGUCCCCAAUAUUGGCAAUAAGAUCUACGUGACAGCUUUGAAGGGCGUCUCGGUCCAGUUUUGGCAUACCAGUAACUUUGAAAUGAGAAAUGAAAAGGAUCAGUGAACAAUUUUUUUUAAAUAAACACAACUAUCCUGCCAUCUAUUUUUCUUUCUUUCUUU
Messenger RNA from Pocillopora verrucosa, 3417 nucleotides. RefSeq lists its product as uncharacterized. Gene Ontology annotation, biological process: Rho protein signal transduction. Gene Ontology annotation, molecular function: coreceptor activity; nerve growth factor binding; death receptor activity. Gene Ontology annotation, cellular component: cell surface; plasma membrane. NCBI's taxonomy places the organism in Eukaryota, Metazoa, Cnidaria, Anthozoa, Scleractinia, Pocilloporidae. The record is from RefSeq and is a predicted model, not a curated record.